This is a messenger RNA of Acanthochromis polyacanthus (spiny chromis), 1831 nucleotides long. RefSeq names its product RD3 like (gene rd3l). NCBI's taxonomy places the organism in Eukaryota, Metazoa, Chordata, Actinopteri, Pomacentridae. Bases 657 to 1334 code for a protein of 225 amino acids. The record is from RefSeq and is a predicted model, not a curated record. The transcript is spliced from 3 exons.
UAACUUGGCUCACACUGCCUGCCUCCAUUUGACUUUCCCGCUGGUCAGCUAAACCAGGCCCACAGCACUGUAGCCUGAGGAGCAUUCCCAGAUGUGUGCUCCCCAAACACUCCUUUAGUAAGGGAAGGAUUUUAUCUCAACAACAGACACAAACCCUGACAGUACUAAGAGGAGCUCAAAUGCAACACACCCACGGCUUGUGCACACAUGCACUCUCGUCCUCUCUUUCUCUCCAAUGCACAUAUUUCGUGCAAGCUACAAAGCAGCUGACCUUACGACAAAGCUGCAGACUGCACAGAGAGGAGUGGGGUGAAAGGAGAGGUGACAGCGCUUAGUUAUCAGUGUGUGACUAACUCCCCUGGAAAAACUCUGCAUGACAGGAGCAGUGGGAGGACAGGACAACAACUACAAGACAAAACGGAAAACACUUGGAACAACCAAGGCAGAGGAGGAUUACUGCCGAAUUUGGCACUGGACACGAAGAGACGUGGUCAACGCUGAGUGGAGGAUUAAGUUUACAUAUACUGACCCAUGGAGACGAGACGCUGGAGGCUGUAUUCUGUGAAAAGCUUGUCUUUGCACAAUUUCUAAAUAGCUCACAAAAGUGUCAGCGGUGCAGUUUUCACCUUUUUUAAGGAUCGUGUCCUGUGAGAGCCAUGCCUCUGUUCAGCUGGAUGAAAUGGUCGCAUGAGACAAGACAGCAGGCUCAGGAUACAACACCGCCUCCGAAGAGCUCGGGGGUUGUACCCAGCCGCAUGUUGAUCACAGAACUCCUGUGGCAUGUGGAAGAACGCGAGCGGCUGGCAAGAGAACUGGAGCGUGAGCACAGGCUAGCCCACAGUGCCCUGGGUCUGCACUGGUUUCAGAAGUACCCCAGGUUGCGAACCCUCAUCCCUUCAUCGGAGCUACACCAGCUGGAGUUCCUGUGUGCUCAGAUUCCACCAAUCCACGCAGCCACCGUCUUGUCCAGGUUUCGUGAGGUGCUUGCGACUAACAACAUAAGGCCCUGGGAGCUGGCGUCUGUCUUCAAACAGGUACUGAGGGACUUCCUGAACCAAAACCAAUACGGUGAAGAUCACGACUUCUCGGUGCAGCCAGCACAGUUCCGACCAAUGGAAGCUUGGACCAGCCGUUACAAAAUGAAGCAGGGCUUUGUCACACCGACAGUCCCCAACUGUGGAGACCACCCAAGGGACGAGAUCCCUACAGUCUCCGGAUACGUGGAUCGGGCCAUGCGACAUUCCAGUUCAUUCACAGCCACCAGAGACUGGGACCUCCCAUAUUACUAUCCAACGCCGCUCAGGCCCAAAGCGGCGUACACCACUACACUGUGAGAGAACACAACUAUCAUUACAUCUGCAGUCUUGUGUUUCACACAGGGAAAUAACCAUUAUCACAUCCACAGCAUGGUGACAAAAUGGGAUUACCUGCAUUAGUUAUACAUGUUCAGUAAAAACAACAUUAGGCUAGGUGGUAAAUGUGCUCAGAUGUUAAUUGCAAUAACUAGAUUUUUGUUUGCCUGCUCUUUAUAUGCUGUUUAAUGAACUGAGUGGUCUAUGUAGUCCUGACUACAAACUGCAGUUAAAUUUUGAACAGCCGAGGAUGGAUUUUAAAGGCCUGCUGUCAGGUAGUUGGAAUGACUUCAUACCAAAAGCACAGAAUAUGUUUGUGGACUUUUGACUCUUGAAGUCAAAAACAAUGCUUACUUGUCACAGCUCAUCGCAAACUCAAAAUGCAAAUGAGUGUUGUUUCAUGCGACCCAUUUUUAGAGACAUGAAGACGAAAAACUGUAAAAUAUUUAAAAAUAAAAACAAAGAGAUUAAGGAAAACA